CCGCCGGAGUACGGUUCGAGAUGCCAUAGUGCACGGACGCGUUUUUUUUUGCAGCUAGUUUCUUGAUACUUAUAAAUAACGGAAUUCAGGCAAAUACUUGACUGGCGAAGAAGACGAAACGGUGUUUAUACGUCCAAAGGGAUUAGAUAUAGAAACUUCUGAUUGCUGAAACCAAAAAGGCCCGCUAAAGCGGGCGCAACCCCCAACAUAACCUGCACCUGCGUGUGCGGUUAAUCGAAAAAAUGGGAGAUCACCCACAAAAUCUUCCGAGAGUGCUAAGACCACCUCGGACGUAUGCUACUUCUGGCCUUAAGCUUAAUAAUAGGCAUAACACCCGCGUUACCAAAAAUGGCCUGAAUCCAAAGAGGAACUCACUGAUACAAGCAAGACUUAACCACACUAAAAGUUCGAACAACUUAGAUCAAAUUAACACAACAGCCAAAGGUGAUGACCUAAAGGAUACAAAAAUGGAAACUGAAGACAUAUCGCUCGAAGAAAUCGAAAAGAUUAUCCAUACACCAAAUGACAAUAAAACCCUAAUACAGAGUCAACCGAUAACAGAGACAAACACGAGCAGCUUAGACCAGCGCAAUCACGAAUCCCAGAACACGUCGCACGAAAACUCAAAAGCUGACAGUGAAAGGAAGAGACCUGCCGAAUUUAGAUCGCCAGAGUCAUCAUCCCCCAACAAUCAAAGAUUCAAGAAAAAACCUUACAACGACAAUGCUAGAAAAAAUCUAUUCAAUGACCACUCUUUACCGACCGAUCCCAAUGAUAACAGAAAUGAUAAAGAUUUACCAUCAGAGUACGACAUUAACAUACAAGGACCAUACAAAAUCUACCUACAAUCAAUUGACAAUGAUAGACUAGAUGCUAUAAAGAUUGCUAAAUCCCUAAUUCCAAAAAUUGAAAUCAAAGACUCCUUACAUGAAAUAAAACAAUUAAGCUAUAAUAAAGUUUGUGUUAUAGCCAAAUAUAGAAAUAUAGCCAACCUUAUCUUAAACUUGACAGAUUGGAAGGAUCUAAAAAUCCGUGCGUUCAUCCCAAACCAUCUGCUUUCAAAGCAAGGAAUCAUUAAGGGUAUUCCAGUAGAAAUAACUGAUGAUGAAUUAAAACAGUUCAUCGAAUUAGACUCUCCUUUUGGUCCACUCCAGAUCACACACACACGAAGAUUCACGAAAAAGAUAUACAACAAAUCAACCGAUAAAGUAGAUAUCCUCCCAACAAAAACAGUUCAAAUAACAGUGAAAGGACAAUUUCUACCGGCAGAGGCUAAGGUCUUAAAAGUAAUUUACCCAAUUGAAACAUACUACCCGCAAGUAAGACAAUGCUACAGAUGCUUUAGAUUUGGUCAUAUCAAAAACAAUUGCAAAGCCCCAAAUGAAAGAUGCAUCAGAUGCGGUGAACCAAAACAUACAGAUGGAAAUGAAUGUCCAUACAUUAACACACAACCUACAUGUUUACACUGUAAACAAAACCACCUCCCAAUUGACAAAAGUUGUCCUGCAAAAAUUGAAGAGCAAAACCUAAAAAACAUGGCAACAGAUCAAAACAUUACAAUAGCCAAGGCUGCGUUCUAAGCCCGACCCUCUACCUCAUUUAUGUUAUCUAUCUCAACCGACACAUUAAUCCUAAAAACAAUAUCAUACAAUUCGCAGACGACACAAUAAUAUUUACAAACAAUAAAUCUGUAGAAGAAGGCCUAGCUACAUUACAAAACAACACAACUGAGAUUAUCAACUUUUUCCAAUCCAUAGGACUAGAUAUAGCUCCGAAUAAAACACAAUUGAUCAUCUUCUCCAACAAAAAUAUAGAUCCCAACAUAUCUAUCACCAUAAAUAGACAUAAAAUUAAAAAUGAACAAGCUGUUAAAUACCUUGGAGUAUGGCUCGACUCCAAACUAAACUGGAAUACACACGCACAAAAUCUUAUUGAAAAAAUACAAAAAACUAUAAAUAUUAUAAAAGUCUUGAGAACGACUUGGUGGGGAGGACAUCCUCAAGUACUCCUCAAUGUCUAUAAAGGUUUGAUUAGAAGCAUCACCGAUUAUAACUGUUUCUGUAUAAAUAUCAAGAAUCCAAAACUAAGAGAAAAAAUCAACAAGCUACAAUACAAAGCAAUCAGAUUGGCACUAGGAUAUAGAAACUCUACACCUAUCAAUGUCAUGCUGGCAGAAUCCAAAGAAGUCCCCAUAACAACCAGAACGGAGUACUUAGCAGACAAACUAGCGGUCAAGAUCAUAUCAAUAGAAUCAGAUAGACUUUCUAACAUGCUCUGCGAAUUAUUUGUCCUAGCAAGAAAUAAAAACAAAAUUUUCACCGUAAGCUCUUUCCCUUUAUUCAAAUCAUUUAUACACUACUUUUAUCACAGAGGUCACUUUAUCAAAAAAUUUAACUUACCACUUCCUUACCCAUACAAGCUUGAAACAAUGCUAAAUGACAAAGAGGACGAGAUCAUCUCAAUAAAAGAAGGUUCUAUCAUACAAAAAUCAGAAAACCCCAAUACUGCAUUUGAGGAGAUGUUUUAUAAUAACCCAUCCGAAGAAACGGUUGACUUUUUUACUGACGGUUCUAAAACAGAAGACAAAAAUCACACAGGAGCAGCAAUUUAUUCACCAUACAAUAAUCUCGAAAAAAAAUUCAAAUUCAACAAAAUUGCAUCCAUAUUUACAGCUGAAGCAUUUGCUAUUUUACAAACACUGAAAAUAGUACUAAACAAAAAUAUAAAAACUUCCAGAAUUUUUACUGAUUCCCAGUCAGUCCUACAAGCGAUUAAAUAUUUCUCCCCACUAAAAACAAAAAAUAUGUCUUAUCUUAUUCUAGACAUAAAAAACCUAUUAUACGAGAUUAUAAACAAAAAACUAAAACUGAAAAUUUACUGGAUACCCGCUCAUAAAAACAUUACAAAUAACGAAAUAGUAGACAAAUUAGCUAAAGAUGCCAUUACAACAGGUGAUCAAGUUGACCUAAAACUUCCAUACACUGAUAUGUUUGAAGAAAUCAAAAAAAAGGAACACAAAAGCUUCAGAAAAAAACUAGACCACGAAAAAACAUACAAGGGUAAACUAUACUUCGAAAAUUAUUAUGAAGAUACUCCAAAACCCUGGUUUUAUAAAACCAUUGCUAACAGAUAUCAUAUAACAACAAUUAACAGAAUUCGUUCAAACCACUACUCUCUAGCAGAGAGUCUAUUCAGGAAAAACCUAACCGACUCAGAAGAAUGCAAAUGCGGAUUCCUCACAGAAGAUUUAGAUCACGUUAUAAAUGAAUGCCCGCUCUAUAUUAAAGAGAGAGCAUCCCUACUUAAAAAAUUAAAAAAAAACAAAUCAACAAUUCCUUUAGACUUGAAAAAAACAUUUAAAAUGCCUAACAGCAUAGAAGCAAAAUUUCUAACAGAAUUUUUCAAAGCCUGUAAUUUAGCUUUAUAAUCAAAAAUUUACACAUUAUGUAGAUGAUUUCACCUGACUUAUUCUAUAAGAUGUAACAGAAAAACCACGGUGCUGAUCAAUAAUCGGCCUCGAGAUACCUUACUGCCAAACCAAAAACAAAAUCGCCGCCAACUACAAUAACAGACCAUAAUUCAAAUUAUUACCGGGUGAUGGCAGCACGAGUCUAACUCAUUGCCAAGAAAAAAAAAGAAGAAGAAGAAGAAGAUUUCCCCGCCACCCGGAAAAAAGCAGUUGGGGUCGGCGUUUUGACCCUUGUGGUCCAGCCGGGGAACGAAGUAACAUUCGCUCCGAACAAUACAAAAAAAAAAAAAAAAAAAAUACACGUAGUCCGUGCGAGUGAAAAGUAUAAACAUUAUUUGUAGCAGUGAUGUAAAUACUUUGGGCUGUUUAUACAAUUAUUGAAUGUAAUUUUUUUACAUAAAAAAGGAUCAUUAUUUAUGUGUAUCUGCACAAAAUGGCAAAUAAACUUAAUGACAGGGAACCUCAUGCUUAUAUUUACAUAAUUCCACCUAAAACUUAAGGAGUACAGUUUCAAAGAAAAAUUGAUUAUAAGAAGUACCUUGAAGAUCCAAAAUAUUAUGCAGAUCAACAAUUGAAGUAUAGGGAUGAUGAAGGAAACAAAAAGAAUUGUUUUGUGUUGUAUGCAAUAGACAGUCUCGUUUUGGUACAAAUCAAAGUGAAUUCGCAGAAAAGAUUUCGAGUACCUAGUUCUAGGCAUUAAAAAAAAUCAAAAAAACAAGAAAGUUCUAAUCAAAUUUUGUUAAAGUACAUUCAGACUUUUGGAACCACUGAUAACACUGAUGAAUCGCUGAGUUAUGAAAAUCAUGAUUCUGAUCCGGAUCUUCCCAAUGGUUUACUUUUAUCAACAUUUUUGAAGGAUGUAACAAAUCGUGAUAAUAAACAGGUGCAACCCGCUACUGUUAAUAAGAAUAAAGAAAAUAGAAACAACGAUGAGAAUCCACAUUCUAAGCGUGUAGCUGCUGUGAAUGCAUAUAAACAGCAAGUUAUUUUUUUGCAAAAUAAGUGUAAAGAUGCUGAAACUGAAAUACAGAACUGGAAGGAAAAAUAUGAUAAACUAGUCAAAGAAAAAUCUUCAAUGCCAGGACUGUCAGAUUCCUGAUUAAUGACAUACUACGACCAACUGUACAAGUAUGAUGGUCCUUUUCAAAUGACUGAUGAAUCGGAGACUGUAACCCUUUUAAACGGAGUAGAAUGCAAAAAGAUAGCCUAUAAAGAUGCAUUUAAAUCGUCAAAACCAAUUCAAGUAAUAAAAAAA
Messenger RNA from Nasonia vitripennis (jewel wasp), 4724 nucleotides. RefSeq lists its product as uncharacterized. Lineage: Eukaryota; Metazoa; Arthropoda; Insecta; Hymenoptera; Pteromalidae. The transcript is spliced from 5 exons. The coding region runs from base 243 to 1580 and encodes 445 amino acids. Gene Ontology annotation, molecular function: nucleic acid binding; zinc ion binding. The record is from RefSeq and is a predicted model, not a curated record.